AAACCCCAAGCCCCCCGAGCCCAGGCCGCUUCCCCAAUCUCCCACGGCCACUAUAUUUCCCUCUCGCGUCCGCUCUCGAUCGCGCUGACGAUCGCCGAAGGACCGAGCGAAUAAGAGAGGCAGAGAGAGAGAGAGAGAGGAAAAGGCGAAAACAGACAGGAAAACCUUUUUGGUAUUCGAAUCCAAUCCCCGCGCGCGGCGGCGGGGCCGAAGAGGAGAAGGGCUAGGGUUUGGGAGACGCCCCCCCGGCUCGUUGUUCUCUUCACCACUCUGCUCGUUUAGAUAUUGCUCGUCGUUCGAGGCUUCUAAUUGGUGCGCUUUCUGAAGUUUUCUGGUUGGAUCUGCGGCUCGGCGUGAUGGCGGAGAGAUUGAGGGAUUUAAGCCAGCCGAUCGACGUGCCCCUGCUCGAUGCGACCGUGGCCGCAUUUUACGGGACGGGAUCCAAGGAAGAGAGGUCAGCUGCAGACCAGAUACUGCGAGAAUUGCAAAACAACCCUGACACCUGGCUACAAGUGGUUCACAUUCUACAAAAUUCACAAAACUUAAAUACCAAGUUUUUUGCCCUACAGGUACUAGAAAAUGUCAUUAAAUACAGAUGGAAUGCCUUGCCAGCUGAACAACGGGAUGGAAUAAAGAAUUACAUAUCUGAUGUCAUUGUACAGCUUUCUAGUAAUGAAACCUCUUUCCGGAAGGAGCGAUUGUAUGUUAAUAAGCUUAAUGUCAUAUUAGUGCAGGUCUUAAAGCAUGAGUGGCCAGCCAGAUGGCAGAGCUUCAUUCCCGAUCUUGUCUCAGCUGCAAAGAGCAGUGAAACAAUUUGUGAAAAUUGUAUGGCUAUACUGAAGCUUUUGAGUGAAGAGGUUUUUGAUUUCUCAAGAGGAGAGAUGACUCAACAAAAAAUAAAAGAACUGAAGCAGUCAUUAAAUAGUGAAUUUCAACUCAUCCAUGAGUUAUGCUUAUACGUACUAUCAGCCUCUCAAAGAACAGAGCUUAUCAGGGCUACUUUGGCAACACUUCAUGCCUUUCUAUCAUGGAUUCCACUUGGCUAUAUAUUUGAAUCUCCACUGCUGGAGAUACUCUUAAAAUUCUUUCCCAUGGGAUCAUACCGGAACCUUACUCUUCAGUGUUUGACAGAGGUUGCGGCCCUUCAAUUUGGCGACUUUUAUGAUGCACAGUAUGUGAAGAUGUAUACAAUAUUUAUGGCACAAUUGCAGACAAUUAUUCCUCAUGGUACGAAUUUUGCAGAAGCAUACACAAAUGGUUCUAGUGAAGAGCAGGCUUUCAUUCAAAACCUUGCGCUCUUUUUUGCUUCAUUUUUCAAGUGUCACAUCCGAGUACUGGAAUCAGCUCCUGCAAAUAGAGGUGGAUUAUUGAUGGGCCUCGAGUACCUUAUUGGUAUUUCAUAUGUUGAUGACACUGAAGUUUUCAAGGUUUGCUUGGACUAUUGGAAUUUAUUGGUACUUGAGCUGUUUGAAGCGCAUCACAACUUGGAGAACCCUACUCUUUCAGCAAGCUUGAUGGGUCUUCAGACGACACUCAUGCCUGAGAUGGUUGAUGGCCUUGGUUCUCCUCUUCUUCAGAGGCGGCAACUUUAUUCAGUUCCAUUGUCCAAGUUAAGAACACUCAUGAUUUGUCGUAUGGCUAAGCCGGAAGAGGUUUUGAUUGUUGAAGAUGAAAAUGGAAAUAUAGUCCGUGAAACUAUGAAAGACAUCGAUGUCCUUGUUCAGUAUAAGAUAAUGCGGGAAACAUUAAUAUAUUUGUCUCACCUUGAUCAUGAGGACACAGAGCAACAGAUGUUAAAGAAGUUGAACAAACAAUUGAGUGGAGAAGAAUGGUCCUGGAACAACUUAAACACAUUAUGCUGGGCCAUCGGAUCCAUAUCAGGAUCAAUGAUGGAAGAACAGGAAAAUAGAUUUUUAGUAAUGGUCAUUCGUGAUUUACUGAAUCUUUGUGAAAUCACAAAAGGAAAAGAUAACAAGGCUGUUAUUGCGAGUAAUAUCAUGUAUGUUGUGGGACAAUAUCCGAGGUUUCUUCGAGCCCAUUGGAAGUUUCUCAAAACAGUUGUUAAUAAAUUAUUUGAGUUUAUGCAUGAAACUCACCCAGGUGUCCAGGACAUGGCUUGUGAUACUUUUCUGAAAAUUGUCCAGAAAUGCAAGCGCAAAUUUGUAACCACUCAGGUUGGAGAAAAUGAGCCAUUCGUUUCUGAACUUUUAUCUAGUUUAUCCAUUACUGUUGCAGAUCUUCAGCCUCAUCAGGUUCACUCAUUCUAUGAAUCUGUUGGUCAUAUGAUUCAAGCUGAACCCCUUCCUGCCAAGAGAGAUGAAUAUCUGAGAAGAUUGAUGGAUCUCCCAAAUCAGAAAUGGGCUGAAAUAAUUGGGCAAGCAAGUCGCAGUGUAGAUGUCCUGAAAGAUCAAGAUGUCAUAAGAACAGUUCUUAACAUCUUGCAGACAAAUACUAGUGCUGCUAGUUCUCUGGGAACAUAUUUCUUCCCACAAAUUUCCCUGGUAUUUUUGGACAUGCUUACCGUCUACAGAAUGUACAGUGAAUUAAUAUCUAACAGUAUUGCUGAAGGUGGUCCUUUUGCUUCAAAAACAUCUUUUGUUAAGCUUUUGCGAUCUGUAAAACGGGAGACACUUAAGCUGAUUGAAACAUUUAUAGACAAAGCUGAAGAUCAGUCACACAUUGGUAAGCAGUUUGUGCCGCCUAUGAUGGAUCCUGUUCUUGGUGAUUAUGCCAGAAACUUGCCAGACGCUAGGGAAUCUGAAGUAUUAUCACUCUUUGCAACCAUCAUAAACAAGUAUAAAAUCGUGAUGAUGGAGUAUGUACCUCGCAUAUUUGAAGCUGUAUUUCAAUGUACUCUUGAGAUGAUCACCAAGAAUUUUGAGGACUAUCCAGAGCAUCGUCUUAAGUUCUUCUCUUUGUUACGUGCAAUUGGUACCCAUUGUUUCCAAGCUUUAAUUCAAUUAUCAAGUCAGCAAUUGAAACUUGUGAUGGAUUCUAUUAUUUGGGCUUUUCGCCAUACCGAAAGGAAUAUUGCUGAGACUGGCCUUAAUCUUCUGUUGGAGUUGUUGAAGAAUUUUCAGGUUUCGGAGUUUUGUAACCAAUUCUAUAGGACAUAUUUUUUGACAAUCGAGCAGGAGAUCUUUGCUGUCUUAACAGAUACAUUCCACAAACCAGGCUUCAAGCUACAUGUUUUAGUGCUUCAGCAUUUGUUUUGCUUGGUUGACUCUGGUGCAUUAACGGAACCACUAUGGGAUACUUCUACAGUUCCAUAUCCAUACUCAAACAAUACAAUGUUUGUUCGAGAUUACACCAUAAAACUAUUGGGGUCAUCAUUUCCAAAUAUGUCAGUUGCUGAGAUAACUCAUUUUGUCACUGGAUUGUUUGAGUCCAAAAAUGAUCCUCCAAAUUUUAAGAACCAUAUACGAGACUUUCUCGUCCAAUCGAAAGAGUUCUCUGCUCAGGAUAACAAAGAUCUUUACGCAGAGGAAGCUGCUGCCCAGAGAGAACAGGAACGCCAGAGAAUGUUGUCCAUUCCCGGGCUCAUCGCCCCUAAUGAGCUUCAGGACGAGAUGUUGGAUUCGUAGUAUCACACGGCUUUUCAACGCUAAUUUCACAGUUAUUUUCUGUUUGCCAGAUUCCUGCAAGCGCCUCACGCUACUUGGCUAAUUCUCUGCUGGUGGUGAUCCGAGGAUGUCUAUUUCUAAUUUGCUGUCCGUGUUUGUUGAUUUGAUUUGUAUGGGCAGGUAGAGGAAACUCUAGCCUGCCAUAGAGAGCCACUUGAACUUGUGAUAUUUUCAGGCUUGCUCUGAUGUCUGGUUGAGAUGUAGCUUCUUGGUAGAAUGUAUUUCCCUACUAUAGGGCUAGCAUGGUGCGUGUUCGGCAUAAUGUAUUUACUAGUAUAGGGGAGUUGAUGUGUUCAUCCCAUAGUUUUUUUUCAUGUCUCCUUCACCUCUGCAAGAAAUAGAAGAAUCAUUGUCGAUAAACCUUUUAUGCUCACUAACAAUGUCAUAUGAAUCACAUUGUUGCAGCUGAAUCUUCAAUUUGAAUUACAAAAAUUUUAAUUUUUAAUA
Zingiber officinale is the source of this 4070-nucleotide messenger RNA. Its product is annotated as protein EXPORTIN 1A-like. Gene Ontology annotation, cellular component: cytoplasm; nucleus. The record is from RefSeq and is a predicted model, not a curated record. The transcript has 32 exons. Gene Ontology annotation, biological process: ribosomal small subunit export from nucleus; protein export from nucleus; ribosomal large subunit export from nucleus. Gene Ontology annotation, molecular function: small GTPase binding; nuclear export signal receptor activity. The coding region runs from base 357 to 3584 and encodes 1075 amino acids. NCBI's taxonomy places the organism in Eukaryota, Viridiplantae, Streptophyta, Magnoliopsida, Zingiberales, Zingiberaceae.